Messenger RNA from Zea mays, 1730 nucleotides. RefSeq names its product AT-hook motif nuclear-localized protein 23. Gene Ontology annotation, cellular component: nucleus. NCBI's taxonomy places the organism in Eukaryota, Viridiplantae, Streptophyta, Magnoliopsida, Poales, Poaceae. The record is from RefSeq and is a predicted model, not a curated record. Gene Ontology annotation, molecular function: DNA-binding transcription factor activity; minor groove of adenine-thymine-rich DNA binding. The transcript has 2 exons. The coding region runs from base 565 to 1440 and encodes 291 amino acids.
UUCCAUCAACUCCAAUGACCAGCACUAACCUAUGCCUUUCUCGCCUUCUUUCGCCAUCACUUCCUCUCUCCUUCGUCCUUGUCCCUGUCGUUUCUCUCUCUUGGCCAGCAUCGACGACGACUCCAUCCUGCACCUCCCAUCUCUGGCCCUUUUCUUCGCCUCUCCGUCCCACUCCAGCGAGCUGCUUUCUCCUCCCAAAAUAUAAUCCGAUCCACAUGAACAAUAAGCACCACCAUCAGCAAGCAAGCAAGCAGCAGGAUAAAUUAACUUAGGAGUACGUACGUGAGAGAGAAAUUAAAAGAAACCCCAAGCGCAGAGAGAGAGAGCGCGCGCGCGCGGCAGCUUCAGCCUUCAGCUAUAGCUGCCCUUUUCGUCUCUCCUCCCCACAUCCCAGAAACCAUUCUUUACUCCCCUCCAAGAAAACAAGCACCACACAAACCCUAAAGAAAUUCAGCGCACGCAGCAAGCGCGCCUCUCAUCCUCUCCUUCCUCGCCGUCUACUAUUUUCAUCAUCACCGCCACCACUUCCUCUCUCGCGCCGCCAAUUAUUAAUAUUAUCGAAAGAUGGCAGGCCUGGAUUUGGGCACAAGCUCCUACCUGCACCACCACCACCACCAGUCCCUGCACCUCCACCACGAAGACGGCGGCGGCCGCGCGGGGGGCUCUGACGAUGGCCAGGACUCGCUGUCGCCGGGAUCGGGCGGCGGCGGUGGUGCCCCGCCCAGCACCAUCGGCGGCGGCGGGGAGGUCGUCGGCCGCCGCCCGCGCGGCCGCCCGCCGGGCUCCAAGAACAAGCCCAAGCCGCCCGUGAUCAUCACCCGGGAGAGCGCCAACGCGCUCCGGGCGCACAUCCUCGAGGUCGCCGCCGGCUGCGACGUCUUCGAGGCGCUCACCGCAUACGCGCGCCGCAGGCAGCGCGGCGUCUGCGUGCUCUCGGCGGCCGGGACCGUCGCCAACGUCACGCUGCGCCAGCCGCAGUCGUCCCAGGCCGGCCCGGCCUCGCCGGCGGUCGCCACGCUCCACGGCAGGUUCGAGAUACUCUCCCUCGCCGGCUCCUUCCUCCCGCCCCCCGCGCCGCCGGGGGCCACCAGCCUCGCGGCCUUCCUGGCAGGGGGGCAGGGGCAGGUCGUCGGCGGUAGCGUGGCCGGCGCGCUCAUCGCCGCGGGCCCGGUCGUCGUCGUGGCCGCGUCGUUCAGCAACGUCGCCUACGAGAGGCUGCCGCUCGAGGACGGCGACGAGGUGGCCCCUCCGCCGCCUGCAGGGGCCGACCAGCAGCAGCCCGGUGGCGUGCCGUUUGACCCCGCGGCCGCGGCGGCCUCUGCCGGGCUUCCCUUCUUCAACCUGCCGUUGGGGAUGCCUCCAAUGCCGAUGGUCGGCCACGGCGGCUGGCCUGCUGGCUCCCCUGGCGGCGCCGGUGUCGGGAGGCCGCCCUUCUCUUGACGGAUCCCAUAGAUCUAUCGGCGAAGUGCACGCGCGCGAGGACGUGGACUACAGACUACUACGUGUACAACACCCAAGUAGCAUCUCUUUCUCUGCCUUCCGCUUCAUUCCCUUGCUUGUUCUCUCGCUCUUGUGCCAUUGCUGUGAUCUCUGUCUCUCUCAUGUUUUUUAUGUUAACCUGUAUGGGACUUGAUUGUGUUAAUUCUUGAUAAGUUGAGUGUCUCUGUUAAUUUGAACUAUGUUUUGUGAGGACAUGCAUUCAUAAAUUGAUCAAAAUUCGUUUUAGUUUA